AUGGGAAAAGCCAAGAUUGCGAUUGAGAGGAUUGACAAUUCAACCAACAGACAAGUCACUUUCUCAAAGAGACGAAGUGGUCUGUUCAAGAAAGCAAGAGAGCUUGCGAUCCUCUGUGACGCACAGAUUGGUGUUAUUGUGUUCUCCAGCACCCACAAGCUCUAUGAAUAUGGAAGCUCCAGCCUGAAGUCAAUUAUUGACCGAUACACUAAGCAAAUAGAGGAACAUCAUCAUCCACUCAUGAAUUCCGACUCAGAAGCCAAGUUUUGGCAAAGAGAAGCAACGAUCCUGAGGCAAGAACUUCAACAUUUGCAGGAAUUGCACAGGCAUUAAUGAAGUGAAGAAUUUGGAAAAUCAACUGGAGAUGAGUUUAAAACG
Molecule: messenger RNA, 378 nt
Organism: Neltuma alba
Lineage: Eukaryota; Viridiplantae; Streptophyta; Magnoliopsida; Fabales; Fabaceae
Product: MADS-box transcription factor 23-like
Exons: 4
Coding region: 1-333 (110 amino acids)
Biological process (GO): positive regulation of transcription by RNA polymerase II
Molecular function (GO): protein dimerization activity; RNA polymerase II transcription regulatory region sequence-specific DNA binding
Source: RefSeq, a predicted model, not a curated record